This is a messenger RNA of Monoraphidium neglectum, 891 nucleotides long. RefSeq names its product N-ethylmaleimide reductase. The record is from RefSeq and is a predicted model, not a curated record. The transcript has 7 exons. Gene Ontology annotation, molecular function: FMN binding; oxidoreductase activity. NCBI's taxonomy places the organism in Eukaryota, Viridiplantae, Chlorophyta, Chlorophyceae, Sphaeropleales, Selenastraceae. The coding region runs from base 1 to 891 and encodes 296 amino acids.
AUGUACGAGCCCUCCCACCUGGCGGGCUGGAAGCUGGUGACAUCAGCGGUGCACUCGAAGGGGGGCGCAAUCUUCAGCCAGCUCUUCCACGCGGGCCGCGUGACCCACUCGUCCAUCACUGGCCCCGGGGGCCCUGUCAGUGCGUCCCCCACCGGGAUUUCGGGGCUCAUCAGGACGCCAUCUGGCAAGCAACCUUACGAGGUGCCCGCUGAGUUGACGCUAGGCCAGAUCAAGGGAGUCGUGGCAGACUUCAGGGCAGCGGCUGAGAGGGCAGUGGAGGCCGGAUUCGACGGGAUCGAGCUGCACGCGGGCAAUGGCUACCUGCUGCAGUCGUUCCUGGCGCAGAAGACCAACACGCGGGACGACGACUACGGUGGGGCCUCUGUGGAGAACCGCGCCAGGCUGGUGCUGGAGAUUGUGGACGCGUGCGUCGACGCGAUCGGGGCGGACCGCGGCGUGACGUUCAGCGACCUGGUAGAGCCGGAGGACGACGCACUGGCCCAGCUGGACUACCUGGGCCCGCAGCUGGCGCAGAGGCAGCUGGCAUACGUCUGCCUGUCGUCACUCAACGGGGACCCGUACUACAAGUUUGCCGGCCUGCCUGAGCCCAACUUCAAGGUGGACCCCUUCAAGUACUUCAGGGAGCGCUACAGCGGGGUGCUGGCCGUCAACGGCGGCCUGCAGCCCCAGCAGACCGCCGCCUACGUUGCUGAUGGCACUGCAAAUUUUGCCUUUUUUGGCGUGCUGUAUGUGGCCAACGCCAACUUGCCGGAGCUCAUCAAGGCCUCCGCCCCCCUCAACUAUGGCGGGGCAGACGCCUCCACCUGGUACGGCGGCAGCCCCGACGACGACGCCAAGAACUUCACGGACUGGCCCCUGACCGCACCUUGA